AUGGAAACUUUGACGACUCGCCUGGACCGCACUGCGACUUUCGUCAGGGAAAACAUGCAGCAGAUGCACGCGGAUGCGGCCUCCUGCGUGGAGGCUAUCGAGCGAUCGGGAUUGCAAAUGCUAACCCUUGUCGAGACAAUAACCAACGAGUUUGACAAGAACCUCGCUGUGCUCGAGGAGUCCAUUCGAGCGAAGUCUUUUAGCUUGUCCAAGUCGGAGGCGGCCCAGGAAAAGAUGGCCCGCCGUGUGCGGGAGGCGAUUAAAGAGCUGUACGUCGAACAAUCUAAAUACUCGCGUCUCUCUCAGGAAUUACUGCAGGAUCAGCUCUCACUAGCCCAGCUCCGGACUAGCCAUAAGCAGCUUUGGGAGGCGGUGACCACGCGACACGAAAUGGUCCCGGAUCCUAAGCAAACACGCAAAGAAUUCCAAGAGAUCCUCGAUACCGCGGAAGCUGUGCAAGAGGAUCUCUUGUCCAUAUGUCGUCAAGAAAUUGGACGUCAACAAAGCGAUGCCUUUUACAGUCGAUGUCGUGUAGUGCGCUAUGCAGUGGAUAAUGUGCAGUCAUGGGCGCGAUGUGUGGGUGAUAUGGCUCAUAUUUACGAUGCACGCUGCCGCGCGCUGGAGGACAAAUCAAAGGUAGGUUCUUGGCAAUCGCAUUACCUUUUGGCGACUGAAAAGGACUGGGCGGUAGGAAAUCUGCUCGAGGUUCGACCCGAGAUGGUGGAGGUGCAAAAGAGUCGGCUUGAGGUGCAGGAGAUGGCGAAUGCAGUGGACAUAGAUAUGCCGAAUGGUACUUUGCCCAUUUCAAGGUCUUCCCGCCACAUUGACACUGCUUCUGGGGUAGAUCAAAGCCGCAAAAUAAUGGAGAUCUUGGAUGGGCCGCCGCGAGUUAACAAGUUAGUCACAACUUUGAGAAAGUAUAAGACCGAUAAGAACCGAUCUCACGAGGAAGUUCCUGAGGAAACAUCUGUAGUGCAAGCUGCUCCUCCAAUAACAUACGCCGCUGAUUAG
Phytomonas sp. Hart1 is the source of this 1011-nucleotide messenger RNA. Lineage: Eukaryota; Euglenozoa; Kinetoplastea; Trypanosomatida; Trypanosomatidae. The record is from the annotation of a GenBank genome assembly.